This is a messenger RNA of Grus americana (Whooping crane), 3959 nucleotides long. It is a transcript of the gene GGACT, whose product is annotated as gamma-glutamylamine cyclotransferase. The coding region runs from base 354 to 827 and encodes 157 amino acids. The transcript has 2 exons. The record is from RefSeq and is a predicted model, not a curated record. Lineage: Eukaryota; Metazoa; Chordata; Aves; Gruiformes; Gruidae. Gene Ontology annotation, molecular function: gamma-glutamylaminecyclotransferase activity.
CCUGCGGCUCAGAGCGGUCGGCGCGCGCGGCAGGGGCGGGUCUCCGCGGCAGCCGUUGGGCAGGAGCGUUCCCCUGGCCGUGCCUCGCCGCCCGGCCGCGGCCAGCCAUCGCCCGGCGGCCGGAGGGGCAGCGGCGGGGGAGCCCUCCGGCGGGAGGAAGGGGCUCCCCGGCACCGGCGGAGAGCACCCCGCCCUGAGGGCUGCGGAACCCGGUGGGGCAGCGGCGCGGCGCGGCCCUGCCGCCGGCUCGUCGCUAGGGCCGGGAGCUCCCAGGCCGGGCGCCGCGCUGCCUCUGUCGCCGCGGGAAGCCGGGUGCCCGUGGUGCGUCAGGCCUGUCAGCUUUUGCAGGUACGAUGGCUCGUGUCUUCGUCUACGGCACGCUGAAGAAGGGCCAGCCCAACUACAAGCACAUGAUCAACACGGCCAAGGGGCUAGCAAAAUUCCAAGGAAGGGGCCGCACGGUGGAGAAGUACCCGCUGGUGAUCGCAGGAAAAUACAACAUUCCCUACAUGCUGAACAUCCCGGGGACGGGACACCACGUUGCCGGGGAGAUUUACUCGGUUGACGACCAGAUGCUGCAGUUCCUGGAUGAGUUUGAAGGCUGCCCAGACAUGUACCAGCGUACCCUGAUGAGAAUCGAGGUGGUGGAGUGGGAAGGGAAGGGUGGCACGGGUGAGGCGUGGGCAGCUGCCGAGGGCGUCGUGGAGUGCUUCGUGUACAGCACGACGACAUACCCGCCCGAGUGGGUCGGCCUCCCCUACCAUGACAGUUACGACUCCUCGGGGAAACACGGCCUCUCCUACGUCCUACGCGAAAGCCGGGAUUAGAAAUGGGAGAUAACACAGCCUGGCCGAAGACGUAGUACUAAGCACGUGUCGAUCGGUAACCUUUCCAGGAAAGCUGUAAUACCUUUUUAUUAAAACACAGGAUCUCUCGUAACCUUCCCAACCCGGGAGCCUUGGCGCUAGCGUUGAAGUCUUGUAGGCCCAGAGAUGGGGACUCCUCCCGGGUUAGUCAGCGUCCUCCUCGCCCCCGCUAACCUGAUGCGAGUAACUGCGUUUGCACGAGGUGUAAAGUCACUGUAUCUGUGCACGUUGGUUCUGGGGUCUUACUAGUUUCUCAGUCUCCCCCGUUGCCUCAGUGCAUGACUAAGGUCAGUGCAAGGCAGAGGAACAGGCUAAUUUUUUUUUUUUUUUUUACCUGAAUUGACAAAUUUCAUUGUGUAGUUCUCCAAGGUGGGUGGAAUAAUGAUGAUACUAUUGCACUAAUAGCUGAAACUGAUUUAAAAAAAAAAAGUCUGCAAAGUAAAGCACAACUCGCAUUUAAUAUUGACUUGUAAUGGUGUUUGGUAGGUUACUGAAUGUGAACAGGGAGAGGUGACCAUAUAGAUACUAUGCGCUUCAAGACAAAUAAGAAAUUGCUGGAGAAAGAGAGAAAAUUUACAGACUAUUCUUACUCUGUAUUGCAAUGUUUUUCUGAACUGGAAAGGAGUAUUUUUAAACCAUGUUUAGUUUUAUAAGGUACUGUGAAGAAGUAUUAAAAGAGUAAAAGAGAAUUACAUUUAAAAUUGUAUUUUUAAUUUAGCAUUCUAAGCACUUUCGGUACCACUUCAGUUCAGUGAGUGACUCUGGGAUUUGGGGGGCGGGAAGGUGUUGGGGACCAGGAAAAGCAAAGCUGAUUUCAGCUGCCCACCAGGCUACAGCGGAUGCAGCUGUUGUGAGCACUUACUGUCAAGGUGACUUUUUGCCAAGCACUUUAAUGCAGAACUUGCAACCAUAUGCACACUGAAUUUCCUGUUGUGGGGGGGAAGAUUUUAUAUAGAUUCUAAAAAAUAUCCAAAGGACCUGUAUUGUGAUUAUUACAACAUUUCAACUGGGGAAAAAAAAAAAAAAAAAGAUGGAAAGGAAGACUAUCAUCCCCCUGACCCAACCAACUGUGCUGGUUUCUGUACAAUCUGGGAGAAUCGUGGCUUUCUGUUGUUACGCUCCUGUGCCUUAUAUUUUCCUUCAGCUGCAGUGUUUGGUACAUACAGAUUGUACAGUAUACAAAGCUGCCAAAGGGAUGUGAGCAGGGAAUGUAUGCCGUGCAGUGAGCCAGAGUACGAUUAAAUGUACUAAGGAUACCACUUUUGCUUCACUGCCAGUAGCCCUGUGAUGGCCGGAGGAGAUCCGGGGUAGGGAAUCAGCCCAGGGAUCCAGGGUAAGGAAUCAGCCUAAACUUUAUCUGUAGUAGGCACUGCUGCAUCUCAUGUAGAAAAACAGAGAGAAAGCUUGUGUUGCUGCAGUAAGCAAAUUAAGUCAUUUUAAAGUAGAAUACUUGUGUCUUUUUACAAUACUUGGUUUUUUGGUAAGGGCAGCCUGCAGAAGCUGAACUGUGCUCCUGUUGGAAGGGGCAAGAUGGCAUUAAGAAGAUUAGGAGGAGGAUCUGCAGGGCGUCUGCCUCAGUUUCUCCAACUGCAAAAGCAUUAAUUUUCCUGGAGGGCAGGUAGUACCCAAACACUCUCCUUACUCAUCUUGAUGGGUUUUGUAAAAUAAUUAACAAAGCAGAUCCCUGUACUACAUUACUCCCCCUUGGCCAUGCAAUGUAGUUGUCAGUGUCUCAGUAACAUGAAAAAUGCCUCUUCAAUCAGAAGGUUCAAGCAGAAUCAUGAACCUUUCUGGUCAAAUACAAGUCACCAGGCCUGUCACAGACUGUUUUCAUCCUUCACCUUCCGGUAGAGGACCCAGGUGCCUCUGGCCAGAGGUGUGGGGCGGUUUCUGGGAAGUAGCAUGACUUUGCACGUCCUAGGCAAGAAAAUAAGAGCAGGUCCCCUCCUCUCAUUUGGGGUAGUGGCCAAGGCACAGCAGAAAUGGUGACUUAGCUGUAGGAGGUGAGUGGGCAGCAGCGGAGACCUAGACAAGAUCACAGGGACAGGGAUGAUGCUUGCAAUGUGCAGGGACCGUGGAGGUAUCACUGCAUCUAGUGAGCUGCUGACUUAGAGAGCCUCUGUUAACCACACACUAAUAUUUUGAACCCAGUAAACUUCUGCUGUCUACACCUUCUUGUGCCAUGGAGUUCCUGAGCAAGGAGGGGGGAAAAAAAAAAUACAUCAUCUUACCUGUUCUGAACGAAGUCAUCAUCCCUCUUGCUUCUGUUCAAGUCUCUUAAAUCUUCCUCCUCCCCAGGCCCUCUCUAGUUUCCCAUACUGGAUACACAGCUCUUCCAGCAGGAUACAGUCCUGUAUCAUGAACAGUCCUAGUUCUUCGCACAGUGUUUAGUAAGAGCCUCUGCACAACAAAACAUCAGACGCUUGGUCUCCCUUUCCUGUAAGAGUUCAGGAGGAGGCUUGGCCUGAGGGACAGCAAGCGCCUCUAGCGAUACCUUGGGGUGGCAAAGGGGAUUCAAGGACAGCGCCAGCUCCUGUAAAGGCUUGCAACCAGUAAUCGAUAGAAAGAAGAUAAAGGGAGGGGGAAAUUUGAGUAUGGAGUCUGAAUAAAAGAAGAAAAUUCCCUUACAACUGUAAGUGAAAAUACAUGGGGGAAGUCUGCAAUUUAAAUCUAGUCUAUACAAAGGCUUCAAAAUAUUACAACGAACCUGAUCAGAAUUUAAGCCAUCAGCAGUACUUGUUCAGCACUGACACAGAGUGUAGGAAAACUGGUGAGUUCACUCAGUGGGUAAUUUUUCACUCUUACCAACCAUUCUGUACAGUUUGGCUGGGGCCUCAAACCAGUGAGACUGCCAUGGAGAAGACAAAUCGGAUUUGGGCUUUUGUUGUGUGUUCUUUUUUUUUAAAAAAGAGGCUUUUUCUGUUUUAAAGCAGAAAUGGUAUUUUAUUGAUUUUAUUUGAUCCUGAAAAAUCAAAGAAUUACAAAGGUUAUGUACAAGUAUUUCUGGAAGUAAGAAUCUGGGAUCUGUUGCCAAGGUUUAACAUCUGUGUUUGCUGUCUUAACCACUGAUACAAUAAAUAUGACUGUAUAAAA